AUGGAUCAAUGGCUCCGACCUGUCUUUACAAGGACUCGAACUCCAGUUCAGUCAGCCUCAAGUGAUCGUUCUGAGGAUACUCACGAAACUGAAGACAAUAUGAAGUCCAUUCGACCCAGUUCUCGAGUUUCAUCAUACAUUGGUUUUCGUUCCAGUUCUACGAAUCUUCACACGCCGGAUACGUUUCCCUUUCAACAUGUUAAUAUUCCGGAAAAUGUCUAUCAUAAACCUUCUGGAAAUCAGAUGGCAGAAACGCUUAAGGUGGUUAUGAUGACGAGGAACUUAAUGGAGCCGGUGCCGGUUGAGUAUAAUACGUGUAUUUUACAUGUGUUGGAAUCGUAUAAUGAUUUGCAGGAGCAGUUGGAGGCGAAAGAUAGAGAGAUUGAGGAGAUGAAGUUGAGACAUACGAAGGAUAUUAGGGAGUUUGAAGUUAUGGCAGAACAAUGGAAAGCAAAAGAAAAAGAUUACCAAAAGGAAAUGAAGAAUCUCGAAGUUCUUCUAUCUAAAACAGAGGGUGGAAUGGAAAACGUUACGAUGGCGCGGUCAAAAAGUGUUAUCCAUGGAGCGAGAAGAGCUGCGGAUGUAUUUGAGGAUGGUAUGGAGAAGAUAAAGCAGAAUUUUGCACGUUAUAGUUCUGGAAGAGAUUCUUCUGCCACUACUAUCGAGUGGGAUAUAGACCCCUUGCAACAGACCACCUCGCCACAGUCCUUCGCAACUCCCACAAGCGCAAGCCAUCUCUCUCUCCAGGACGAAAAUAUACACCAGGAAAGAACCGUCGGAUCACGACGCAGAGAACGCCCUUCAGUUCAAGACACUGAAAGCUUCCACUCGGCAGUAGAUAAUCAACCGAGAUCUCGCUUGACGUCAGUGCAACUUGAUGCACUAGAGCGACAACAUGGUAUGGUAUUCGACUCAUCGUCGGAAUCAGAUGAUACCAGUUCGCGCUCCGUUCUCAUCGAAAGUCUUCAAGCUCCUACUCCUAAUCGCACUCCUAAGCUCCCAGGUCCAAGUACUGGAGUUCGCAUCAAUAUCAAAGAGAAGCCUCUCCCAGAUAUUCCUAUCAGCCAUCCUGAACUUGAUCCAUUACUUUUGGGUGGAACGAGUAGUGUGCAACCAUGGGUUGAUGUCAAUUCGCAAGAUGAUGGGCAAGCUUCUUCUUCUGUUGACUCCCGAAAGGGAUUCUCGUUUAAAGCCGGGGAUGAUACACCUUCUAUGUUACAUAAAACUUCCCAAGACAUCGUCAACAAGAGAAGCAACACCGUGCCAUCGAGUCGUCUCUCGUAUGUUAUGAAUAACGAAGAUGAAUUUGUAGCCUCACCUCGACUUGCGGAAGGUAGUUUCCAAAUCAGACCAAAGUCCUCCAGUACGGCAUCGAAAUCUACUUCUCCUCUGAGUACAUCGCCAGGAAAAGAACAAGGAAUUCAUACGGGUUUAAGACAACAACUGGGUCUGGGCUUGCGCAAAGGUAUUGAGAGGGGUGAUUCGACUAGUAGUGUUGUUACAGCUGUACGAGAUAAUUCAGGACGGAGUGAAGGUGGACGGCCUGCAAGAGGAAACGGGGAUGCAGGAAAGACAGGACAGGGAACUGCUGUGAUGGCUGCCAUUCGUGCGAUCGCAGCAAGUAAUAAAUCAUCAACGGCUAAUGAUAGGAUUCUAGCCCAUGAAAUUGAUAGAAGGGAAGGGGUACCGUUUAGUCCGGAGAGAAGCCCUCCAGGUUCGCAAUCGGGUGCUUAUAGGGAUUAA
Molecule: messenger RNA, 1743 nt
Organism: Sclerotinia borealis F-4128
Lineage: Eukaryota; Fungi; Ascomycota; Leotiomycetes; Helotiales; Sclerotiniaceae
Source: the annotation of a GenBank genome assembly